Physeter macrocephalus (sperm whale) is the source of this 434-nucleotide messenger RNA. It is a transcript of the gene OPN3, whose product is annotated as opsin 3. The annotation marks the transcript as partial. The record is from RefSeq and is a predicted model, not a curated record. The transcript is spliced from 2 exons. Lineage: Eukaryota; Metazoa; Chordata; Mammalia; Artiodactyla; Physeteridae.
UCCGGCGCCCGGGUUGCACGCGGCAAGUCACUGCGGCGGCGGCGGAGCCGGCUGGGAGGGCGGCGAGGGGCUGUGGCCUGGCCAGCCGAGGCUUACGCAGCCUGUCAGCUUGUGCUCGGCUCCGUGGGACUGCUGGGCGUCGGCAGCAACCUGCUGGUGCUGGUCCUCUACCUCAAGUUCCUGCGGCUCCGCAGCCCCUCCCGCCUCCUGCUGCUUAACGUCAGCCUUGGCAGCCUGCUACCCUCCGUCCUCCGGGCCGCGCUAGCUUGCGCGUUCCGCCCGAGGGGCGGCGUGGCGGGGGGCGCCACGAACUGCAUGUGGGACGGCUUCAGCAACAGCCUGUGGGAGAAGAGUUCCAGUCACAAAUGCAUAUGUGAUACAUUUUGACAUUCACUGCUAAGAUGAAAUGCAGAAGUGAACACCACACACUCGUU